This is a messenger RNA of Frankliniella occidentalis (western flower thrips), 2500 nucleotides long. RefSeq names its product sterol carrier protein 2 (gene ScpX). Gene Ontology annotation, molecular function: acyltransferase activity, transferring groups other than amino-acyl groups. The coding region runs from base 121 to 1749 and encodes 542 amino acids. The transcript has 9 exons. The record is from RefSeq and is a predicted model, not a curated record. Lineage: Eukaryota; Metazoa; Arthropoda; Insecta; Thysanoptera; Thripidae.
UGAACGACGAGACAAGUGAAGUAAACCUGGAAUGUAGUUCACACGUCUCAGCUGCAGUUGGCUGUCUGUCGUGUUGGUUGGAGGUCACAUAGGGUGUUGGUGGAAAUAACGGUGAAGAAAAUGAGUCCUAAACGAGUAUUUGUCGUUGGUGUCGGCAUGACAAAGUUUGAGAAACCAGGAAGAAGGGAAGAUUUCGAUUAUCCCCAGAUGGCCAAGGAGGCUGUCACUAAAGCUUUGGAUGAUGCCAGACUGCGUGUAGAGGAUAUUAAUCAAGCUUGUGUUGGAUAUGUGUAUGGCGACUCAACUUGUGGCCAGCGAGCCCUGUAUGAGGUGGGAAUGACGGGAAUGCCUGUCUACAACGUGAAUAACAACUGCUCGACAGGAUCCACUGCUUUGCUUCUAGCCAAACAAAUUGUAGAGGCGGGAUCUGGCGAGUGUGUCUUAGCUCUUGGUUUUGAAAAGAUGGAACGUGGUUCUCUGAGCUCCAAGUUUUUCGAUCGCACUAAUCCAAUGGACAAACACGUUGAAGUCAUGGCAGACAUCGCUGGGAUGGAUGGUAGCCCUAUUACAGCCCAACUUUUUGGAAAUGCUGGCAAAGAACACAUGGCAAAGUAUGGCACUAAACCUGAGCACUUUGCUAAAAUUGCUUACAAAAACCACAAGCACUCUGUCAACAACCCCUACUCCCAGUUCCAAGAUGCAUACACACUGGAUCAGAUAAUGCAGUCUCCUCAAAUUUUUGGUCCACUGACAAAAUUGCAGUGCUGCCCAACUUCUGAUGGUGCUGCUGCAGCAAUUCUUUGCUCAGAAGAUUUUGUCCAUCGUCAUGGUCUAGAAGCACAAGCUGUUGAGAUUGUGGGAAUGGAAAUGUCAACAGAUCUUCCCUCAACUUUCAAAGACAAUAGCUGUAUGAAGAUAGUUGGAUAUGACAUGACAAAGAAUGCAGCUGACCGUCUUUUUGUGAAAACCAACCUGAAGCCUCAAGAUGUUGAUGUUGUUGAACUUCAUGACUGCUUCUCAGCCAAUGAACUUAUCACCUAUGAAGCUCUUGGUCUAUGUCCACCUGGCAAGGCUGGGGAACUAAUUGAUGCUGGUGGUAAUACUUAUGGGGGCAAAUUUGUAGUGAAUCCCAGUGGUGGUCUUAUAUCAAAGGGCCAUCCUCUUGGAGCCACAGGAAUUGCUCAGUGCUCUGAACUAUGCUGGCAGGUGCGAGGCCUGGCUGAAAAGAGACAGGUGCCUGGUGCUAAACUAGGUCUACAGCACAACAUUGGUCUUGGUGGAGCUGUCAUUGUCGCUUUGUAUAGAUUGGGAUUCCCUCACUAUGCCAGGUCUGCUGUGGGUCUCAACACUGUUUCAGCUAGUGCUAACCCCGAUGAUUUUAAAGCAUCAAUCCUCUUCAAAGCUUUGGAGUUGGCUAUGGCAGAUGACAAAGAUAACCUUAUUGAGAAAUUCCGUGGUACUUAUGGAUUUAAGGUGAAGAAUGGUCCGGGUGGAGCUGAAGGCUUCUGGCUGAUCAACGCCAAAACUGGGAAGGGCAGUGUUGACUUCAACAGCAAAGCCAAAGCAGAUGUGACAUUCAUAAUGGAUGACAAAGAUGUUCCUGACCUAAUCACUGGAAAGUUGAAUCCCCAGAAAGCCUUUUUCCAGGGCAAAAUUAAAAUACAGGGCAACAUGGGACUUGCAAUGAAACUAACAGAGUUACAGAAGAAGGCUGCCUCUCGGAUUGACGAGUUCAGGUCAAAGCUGUAAAGACUGACCAGAUCAGUCACUGCUUCUCAGUUUGAGUGGAUUAAUCUAUCUGCACUCAUUUUGAUAAUGGUCAUAAUAUUGCUCAAACAGGUGUCAUGUAAAUUUGUUGAGAUAAUGAAUUUUCUAUUUUUAGAGGGGGUUGGGUUUAUGUGGGAUCAGUGUAUAAAAAUUAUACCAAUACUUUAUGUGAGACUCCAUUUGAGGAAUCUAAACCUGCUUAUAGGGUGCUAUUUUUUACAUUUUUAAUUUUACAUACAUAUCACAUUCCAAUUUGUCAAUUUUCUGCAGUUCAUCAUCAUUUAUGUAAACUUCAUUUUUGUCUUUUUGCAUUUAUGUGAACUUUUUAGAUGUUUCAUUUAGAUGUUUUAUUCCACUUCCUGUAAAUUUUAAGGUGGAGAUUGGACUCUGAUCUCUUGUCCAUCUUAGAAAUCAUCAUUUUAGUGCGACUUUGAACUCAGUAUUACUCAUGCUGUUGCUCGUACUUGCUGGUUAAACUCAACCAAAAGUUACCAUAAUGUGCUUAAACGUCUUGACUGCUUUUAAACUUUACAUGAAGUGUUGUUUCAAAGAAGCUCGAAUGCAGAAAUGGCUGUCUUGCCAGUUUUGUUGUUUAGCUAAUGUGAUAUUUCUUAAGAUCAACAAUUAUAUUUUAUUGUUGCACCUACAUGCCAACAGUAUCCUACUUGUGGGGUAGUAUUUUACUCUUUACUUGUAAUUUUGGAAAAUAAACUUUUAUAUUUGUUAAUAUAUA